GGCUGGCAGCCAAUGGCGAGGCAGAACGGGCCUCUUACGUCAUGGAGAGGGCGGGACCUGGGCUCUUGGCGCGGAGGGAGUAGGGCAGGCGCUGUGGGAGGGAACGUCAGAGCGAGGCUGUGAGGAGAGCUGGUCGCGUGAGGCGCGGCGGCUCCGCUUCAGGUGUGUCAGGCAGUGGCAGCCCGGCUGAGAGCGAAGGGGCGAGCGCGAUCCCCUGAGCUGUGUGAGCGCGGUCACCAUGGACCGCCCGGAUGAGGGGCCUCCGGCCAAGGCCCGCCGCCUGGGUAGCUCCGAGCUGCCUCAGCACGACCUGCAGCCGCCGCCGCCGCCGCCGCCGCUCCUGCGACUGCCCCUGCCUCCCCCUCAGCAGCGCCCAAGGCUCCAGGAGGAAACCGAGGCCGCACAGGUGCUGGCUGACAUGAGGGGGGUGGGACUGGGCCCCGCUCUGCCCCCGCCGCCACCCUAUGUCAUUCUGGAGGAGGGGGGGAUCCGCGCGUACUUCACCCUGGGUGCUGGGGGUCCGGGCUGGGAGCCUGCGAUCGAGUCAGCGUACGGGGAGGCGCCCCCUCCCACGGAGAGCCUGGAAGCGCUCUCUCCUUCGGAGGCUUCUGGGGGAAGCCUGGAAAUUGACUUUCAGGUUACAGAGCCCAGCAGCUUUGCUGGAGACAAGGCCCUAGAAACCUGUAGCGCAGGGGGACGGGGGUACCAGAGGUUAGCCGGUCCAAAGGGGAAGGAAGAGGCGGUCAUCAUAGUGGAAGACGACGAUGAGGAUGAAAAGGAAAGUGUGAGGAAGAGGAGGAGGAGGAGGAGGAGGAAGAGGAAGCAGAGGAAGGUGAAGAAGGAAAGCAAAGAGAAUAAUGUGGAGAAGAUAGAGUGCAUCCUGCAGGCACUGGAAAACAUUCAACUGGACCUGGAGGCAGUGAACAUCAAGGCGGGCAAGGCCUUCCUCCGUCUCAAGCGCAAAUUCAUCCAGAUGAGAAGACCCUUCCUGGAGCGCAGAGACCUCAUCAUCCAGCAUAUCCCAGGCUUCUGGGUCAAAGCAUUCCUCAACCACCCCAAAAUUUCAAUCUUGAUCAACCAACGCGAUGAAGACAUUUUCCACUACUUGACCAAUCUGCAGGUACAGGAUCUCAGACAUAUCUCCAUGGGCUACAAAAUGAAGCUGUACUUCCAGACAAACCCCUACUUCACAAACAUGGUAAUUGUCAAGGAGUUCCAGCACAACCACUCGGGCCGGCUAGUGUCUCACUCCACCCCAAUCCGUUGGCACCGGGGCCAGGAACCCCAGGCCCACAGGCACAGGAACCGGGACACCAGCCACAGCUUCUUUAGCUGGUUCUCAAACCACAGCCUCCCAGAGGCCGACAGGAUUGCUGAGAUUAUCAAAAAUGACCUGUGGGUUAACCCUCUGCGCUACUACAUGAUGGGAGAAGGAGGCUACAGGGCAAACAGAAAGAAGCAAGAAAAGGAAGAAAGUAAAAACAGGGAUGAAUAUGAGGUGGUGAUUGUGGAAGACUCUGAUGACUAUCACACAAUGGAAGACAUUAUCAGUGAGACCUCAGACAGUGAUGGUAUCACCGACAAUGAGACCAUUCAUGACAUCAAGAUCUCUGACUUCAUGGAGACCACUGACUGCUUCGAGACCACUGACAACGAGAUAACUGACAUCAACGAGAGCCUCUGUGACAGUGAGAGCCCUGACUACAAUGAGAGCCCUGACAAUGAGACCACCGACGAUGAGAGUCCUGAUGACAAUGAAACCACUGAUAACAAUGAGAGCGCUGAUGACAGCGAGACCACUGACAACAAUGAGAGUGCCGAUGACAACAACGAGAAUCCUGACAACAAUGAGAAUUCCAGUGACAACAGUGAGAACCCCGAAGACAACAACACUGAUGACAAUGAAGAGAACCCUGAUAACAACAAAGAGAACACUGACAACAAUGAUGAGAACACUGAUGGUGACAACAAGAACCCCAAUGGUGAUGAUGAGAACCCCAAAGGUAGCCACCACAGCAGCAAUGACAACAACCAGGACAGCAGUGACAGUGACAAUGAAGGAGACAAUGAGGGCAGUGAUGAUGAAGAUAAUGAUGGCAACGAAGGUGACAACGAAGGCAGUGAUGAUGAUGGCAAUGAAGGUGACAAUGAAGGCAGCGAUGAUGAUGACAGAGACAUUGAAGACUACAAGAAUGACAUUGAAGACCCUGACAGGGAUCAGGAUAACAGCAACAACCAAGAUGACUAUGAGGAUGAGGUAGAGAACAUCUCUGAAGAAGAAUCUUCAGUGGAAGAAGAAGAAGAGGGCAGUGAGGAAGGCAGCGAGCAAGGUGAGGACAGCGAUGACGAGGACAGAAGCGAGGAAGAAGGAAUCGAAGAUUCGGAAGGAGGGGAAGACUCUGAAGACUCCGACAUGGAAGAGGUGCUUCAUGUCCAAAACGCUUGGGCCAACCCGGGGAAGAGGGGCAAAACCGGAUAAAAGUCUCCCUCUUGCGGGGGCUGCCUCUCUGUAUCCUUCUGCUCCUGCCCCAUUUGCCUUCCCCCUCAGCUAGGGCCGUGCGGCCCCACAUUGCACUUCUGGGGGGUGACCGACUUCGUACACGGGUUUCAAGUUUAUUUUUAUGGUUUAGUAAUUGCAGAGUUCUUAUUUUGGGGGGGAAAGAAGGGGAUUCCCCCUUCCUUUUGGCUCUCCUCCCCCGCAGGCUUCUGUGUGCUGCUAAAUGUAUUUAUUGUGAUGCCUUGGUCAGGGCCCCUCUAUUCUCCUCCUCGUGCGUAUGGGGUGGACACCCUUAAUGCCGAAGCGGGGAGGGCUGCUGUGGCCUUGAGGGGCUCUGCUGCCACCCUGUUCUCCCAAGUCUUUUCUUUCCCUCCAUCUCUCGCCUUCCCCGCUGUGCCCGCUAGCUCGCCUCGGUGUCUAUGCAAGGCCGCUUCCCCAUUACGGUACUCCUGUCCCCCUCCCCCAGAAGCCCCGCCUUGUUCCCUGUGAACCCUGGUAAUCCUAAUAAAAUUCUGAGCAAAAUCAAA
Molecule: messenger RNA, 3024 nt
Organism: Ceratotherium simum simum (southern white rhinoceros)
Lineage: Eukaryota; Metazoa; Chordata; Mammalia; Perissodactyla; Rhinocerotidae
Gene: TSPYL2
Product: TSPY like 2
Biological process (GO): nucleosome assembly
Cellular component (GO): nucleus
Source: RefSeq, a predicted model, not a curated record